AUGAGCGCCAAGCAACCGGAAAGCGGGAACACUGGAGAUGCCAGGGAGGGGGAUGUCGAGAUGGGGGAGGUUGUUGGAGGGGAGCGUAUGCGACCUCCGCAGUCCCCGCCAAUUCCGUCCAUCCAACCGGGCGACUCCAGUGAACCCAGCGGUCCGGAAGCCGCGACGCUUGUGGAUCGUGGAGGUGAAACCGACGGGCGCGCAAGCGAGCCUGUGGAAGCCGAGGUCGAGGAGACCAAAGAGGAUGACCGGAUGAGCGACGCGAGCUCGACCGGCCCAGGAAGACCUCGGUUCUGGUUACGUCAGUACGGAGACUGUAUCAGGGUCAUUCUAGCCAUUGGCUUAAUCAGUUGA
Molecule: messenger RNA, 354 nt
Organism: Peronospora matthiolae
Lineage: Eukaryota; Oomycota; Peronosporomycetes; Peronosporales; Peronosporaceae
Source: the annotation of a GenBank genome assembly